GUGCGCUGUUUCUACUUUCGUAUUGUUCCUCUUGUUAUUUCGAAAUCAGAGUGAUUAAAAGAGAAAAAGUGAGAAUGGGUUUAGGAGAAAGAGGAAACUGGGAUAAGAGCGAGUCCAGGUACUGUGGGGUGGAGACUGAGUUUAAUGAUGACGUUCCUCGCCUUUUGUCUUUCAAUCUCUCAUCUACCGGAUUUGAUUUCAUUGUGGCUCCCCUGACGGAUCCUACUUACAGACCAAGCUUGCUAGAAGCAGACAGUGGUAGCUCUCACGUUCCUCCAUUUGCUGGGUCAGACCUGGUUUUGAGUCCUUCCCAGUGGAGCAGUCAUGUUGUCGGAAAAAUCAGUUCGUGGAUUGACUUAGAUUCAGAGGACGAGAUUGUUCGGAUGGAUUCUGAAACUGCUUUAAAGCAAGAAAUUGCAUGGGCCACUCAUCUAUCCCUUCAGGCAUGCCUUCUUCCUUUUCCUAAGGGAGCAUCAUGCGCCAAUUAUGCUAGAUGUGUGAAUCAGAUUCUGCAGGGCCUAAGCAAUAUGCAGCUGUGGCUAAGGAUUCCGUUGUUAAAAACUGAUGAUGAUUCACCGAAUGUAGAUUCUGAUAAUCUGAUGGAUUCCUGGGAACUCUGGAAUUUAUUUCAACUAAUCUGUGAACACCAUAGUCAAUUGUCAGUUGCCCUUGAUAUUCUAAGUACACUACCUUCUGUGAAUUCAAUUGGACGGUGGUUUGGAGAGCCUGUCAGAGUUGCCAUAAUUCAUACUGAUUCUUUCCUGACAAAUGCACGAGGUUACCCAUGCUUGUCAAAGAGCCAUCAAAAGAUAAUAAAUGGGUUCUUUAACCAUUCUGUACAGAUGAUUAUUUCUGGAAAACCAUUGCAUAAUAUUCCUGCAGAAACCAUAGGUUCGGCUGCUGAUCAUACUGAUAAAAAUGUGAACAGUAAGCCAAGACACCCUCUGAGGUCAUAUUUGGAUUAUGUUGGUUAUCUUUAUCAAAGAAUGGAACCGCUAUCAGAGCAAGAACGGAUUGAGCUUGGUUAUAGGGAUUUUUUACAAGCUCCAUUGCAACCUCUGAUGGAUAAUCUGGAGGCUCAAACAUAUGAAACUUUUGAGAAGGACUCAGUGAAAUAUUUACAGUAUCAACGGGCAAUCAGUAAAGCCUUACUGGAUAGGGUAUCCGACGGGGAGGCAUCAACGGUAACCACUGUGUUAAUGGUUGUUGGAGCAGGACGAGGACCUCUUGUGAGAGCAUCAUUGCAGGCUGCCGAGGAAACUGGACGCAAGCUUAAAGUUUAUGCUGUAGAAAAAAAUCCAAAUGCUGUGGUCACACUUCAUAGUUUGGUUAAACUGGAAGGAUGGGAAAAUAUCGUUACCAUAGUUUCUUGUGAUAUGCGUCUUUGGAAUGCUCCUGAAAGGGCUGACAUCCUGGUCAGUGAAUUGCUGGGAUCUUUUGGUGAUAAUGAGCUGUCUCCCGAGUGUCUUGAUGGAGCCCAACGGUUUCUGAAGCAAGAUGGAAUCUCAAUACCCUCAUCGUACACAAGUUUCAUCCAACCAAUAACUGCUUCAAAGCUAUAUAAUGAUGUCAAGUCGCAUAAAGAUCUUGUCCAUUUUGAAACUGCUUACGUUGUAAAACUGCAUGGUGUUGCCAGACUUGCUCCUACAAAACCUGUUUUUACGUUUAACCAUCCAGACUACUCAACUAAGAAAAGCAACCAACGAUACAAGAAGCUUCAGUUUGAGAUACCACGAGACACUGGAUCGGCAAUGGUACAUGGAUUUGCUGGCUACUUUGAUGCAACACUUUACAAAGAUGUACAUCUCGGUAUUGAACCAUCAAUGGCCACGCCAAACAUGUUCAGCUGGUUUGCAAUAUUUUUUCCGCUAAGACAACCAAUAUGCGUACAACCUGGAUCCCCUCUUGAAGUACAUUUUUGGCGUUGUUGUGGCUCUACCAAGGUUUGGUAUGAAUGGUGUGUGACGUCUCCUAGGCCAUCGCCUAUUCACAACAGCAAUGGCCGUUCAUACUGGGUAGGUCUUUAGAAGUAUUAAAUUGUGAGGAGAAGGAAAAUGCAUUUGCUUCUUCAUUUGGGUCAAAGGCAGCAACCCUGAGCAAGUAUUGAUAUAUAGUUUCCCGUGUGUUCUUGGAACUAUCAAGUAAAUUGAGAACAUUUAAUGAUGCGCUACUGAUUUUUGGAGUGGAUUUA
Hibiscus syriacus is the source of this 2191-nucleotide messenger RNA. Its product is annotated as protein arginine N-methyltransferase 1.5-like. Gene Ontology annotation, biological process: peptidyl-arginine N-methylation; regulation of DNA-templated transcription. NCBI's taxonomy places the organism in Eukaryota, Viridiplantae, Streptophyta, Magnoliopsida, Malvales, Malvaceae. The transcript is spliced from 23 exons. Gene Ontology annotation, cellular component: nucleus; cytosol. The coding region runs from base 75 to 2027 and encodes 650 amino acids. The record is from RefSeq and is a predicted model, not a curated record.